CGGCAGGAAGAAGGAAUGGAAACCAGCGAGCGGCGACACGCGCGCAGGAAGAGAAGGCAAUCAAGCCAAGCAAAGCUCCCACCUAAACCAAACCAGAAACCCCAACCCGCCAACGCCUUCCUCGACCCGGACCUCGGCGCCUUCGCCGAGUGGCUCUGCUCCUUCCUCCCCUCCGCCGCGGGGUCCAUCGCCAUGGCCACCGUGCACCAACCCUUCUACUACCCGCUCCUCCUCGGCCUCCCGCUCGCCUGGGCCUACGCCUGGCUCUCCCGGCGGCUGCUCCGCGCCAGCAUCCUUGACGCUCCCUCAGGGGUAGCAUUAAACAAGAGGCAGUGUUUCUUGCUUAUCUCGGCCGGCUCGCUGUCCCACUUCUUCUUGGAUCACUUGCUUGAGGAGAAUGACCAUUCAACAAUGUAUACUUGGAUACUGAGCACUGGUUGGUGGAAAGGCCGUGCUCCCAUCAAUCCAGAUGCAGUAUUUGUUGUAGGCCUUCUUUGCACUUGCCUCAUUGGGGGAUUUGUGUACAUCAACAGAGCGAAGCACGGAAAGUCCACAACAGAAAAAUCAAACCAAUCGUUCUUUCUCAGCCUGGUGAUAGCCACCCUGUACUGUAUGUGGUGUGCCGGUCAAAUAUACCUGCGGCAACCCCCUCAACCUGCCAUAGGUGAAGAAGCUGAUCUCGGAGUUAUAAUCUUUCUUGCCAUUUACCAUUUUCUCCCGCAUGGCUUGUGCGUCCUUUCGAUGUACCAAAAGGAUUAUACUGAAGCACUGAAUGAACUGCCGCUUCGAUGAUGUGUGUUGUUGUUGUGCAUUUUUCUUCCCAUCUGUGCAGAAGACCAGUUCAGUAGCAGUCUGGUUUCUGCAUUAUGUUGUAAUUAGAUUUCAUUACUAACUGGAUAAGUGCUGGUGCACCUAUGUAUAGUCCUGUAAUUCUUUAGGCUGGAAACAUAUAUUGUUGAUGGAAUUAAAAUGAUUUUUUAUUAUGGAUGACA
This is a messenger RNA of Phragmites australis (common reed), 992 nucleotides long. RefSeq lists its product as uncharacterized. The record is from RefSeq and is a predicted model, not a curated record. Bases 16 to 792 code for a protein of 258 amino acids. NCBI's taxonomy places the organism in Eukaryota, Viridiplantae, Streptophyta, Magnoliopsida, Poales, Poaceae. The transcript has 4 exons.